ACUCUAGAAAUAAAAGAAAAAACAAAAUCCUAAGAUCUCUCUACUCCUCUCAAUUCAAAAAAAGCCCUCUUUCUCUCAAUUUUAAAUUCAAUUCAGAAAAUCGAAAAACUCUCUCAUUUCAUUCAGAUCUCAAAAAACUUAUUUCCGAGCACACAGAGAAAAAAAAUCUAAACAUGGCGGUGGCACCGACGGCGCGUGAGGAGAACGUAUACAUGGCAAAGCUGGCGGAGCAGGCCGAGAGGUAUGAAGAGAUGGUUGAAUUCAUGGAGAAGGUCUCCAACUCCCUUGGCUCGGAAGAACUAACCGUGGAGGAGAGAAACCUUCUCUCCGUCGCGUAUAAGAAUGUGAUCGGAGCGCGUAGGGCAUCAUGGCGUAUCAUUUCAUCGAUCGAGCAAAAGGAAGAGUCUAGAGGAAAUGAGGAACAUGUUAACUCUAUCCGCGAGUACAGAUCUAAGAUUGAGAACGAGCUCUCUAAGAUCUGUGAUGGCAUUCUCAAAUUGCUUGAUUCUAAGCUUAUUCCUUCUGCAACAUCUGGUGAUUCUAAGGUUUUUUACCUGAAAAUGAAAGGAGAUUACCACCGCUAUUUGGCUGAGUUCAAGACCGGUGCUGAACGUAAGGAGGCUGCUGAGAGUACUCUCACUGCCUACAAAGCUGCUCAGGAUAUCGCAUCUGCUGAGCUUGCCCCAACACAUCCCAUCCGACUUGGACUGGCUCUUAACUUCUCUGUGUUUUAUUAUGAGAUCUUGAACUCUCCCGACCGUGCUUGCAAUCUUGCCAAACAGGCCUUUGAUGAAGCAAUUGCUGAGUUGGACACAUUGGGAGAGGAGUCUUACAAGGAUAGCACUUUGAUCAUGCAACUUCUUCGUGACAAUCUCACUCUCUGGACCUCCGAUAUGCAGGAUGAUGGGGCUGAUGAAAUCAAGGAAGAUCCCAAACCUGAAGAAAAAAAUUGAGGGGAAUUGAAACCCUCUAAUUUGCUUUUCACUUCUCCCCCAGUUGUUUUAAUUGGGAGAAGCUGAUUAUCAUAAUUUCCUUGCUAGUAUUAUGGUUUUCCAUUAAGAGGUUCUCUUCUUAUUGGCAACAAACAACUUUUAUAUUGAUGUUUUAAAAGUUCCAUCUUUUAAUUUAAUGUGGUUCUUGAGGUUAA
Messenger RNA from Solanum tuberosum (potato), 1147 nucleotides. RefSeq names its product 14-3-3-like protein C-like (gene 34G). The record is from RefSeq and is marked provisional. NCBI's taxonomy places the organism in Eukaryota, Viridiplantae, Streptophyta, Magnoliopsida, Solanales, Solanaceae.